AGCGGUGCGCGGCGGGAGCGGAGGGAGAGCGCGCGGUGGCUCCGUCCGUGCGCCCCGCGCUCCCCGCGUGGCCCCGCGUCCCGAGCGCGCUCCAGCCUCCCACGCGUGCCUCCCCGGGGUUCACUGAGCCCGGGAAAGCCAGAGAGAGAGAGGACAGGGGGGGAACCCCAUGGCCCGGCCCGCGUCCCGCACCCUGCGCGGUGGCCUCCUCCGGCACGGGGUCCCCGAGUUGCCUUGGGUCCCCGCGAUCCGGAUGGCGCACGCGGUGGCUGGGGCCGGGCCGGGCUCGGGUGGUCGGAGAAGUCACCACUGACCGGGUCAUCUGGAGACCCCGACAGGCCGAGGCCCAGGAUGAGGCGCUGGAAGGCGGCGGCCCUGGUGUCGCUCGUCUGCAGCUCCCUGCUUUCGGUCUGGAUGUGCCAGGAGGGUCUGCUGCUGGGCCACCGCCUGGGACCUGCGCUCGCGCCACUGCGACGCCCGCCACGCACCCUGGACGCGCGCCUCGCCCGCCUGGCGCAGUACCGAGCUCUGCUGCAGGGCGCCCCGGACGCGGUGGAGCUUCGAGAACUUUCCCCGUGGGCCGCGCGCGCUCCGGGCCCGCGCCGUCGAGCGGGUCCCCGGCGACGGCGUGCGCGUGCGCGGUCGGGCGCGCGCCCCUGCGGGCUGCGCGAGCUCGAGGUGCGCGUAAGCGAGUUGGGCCUGGGCUACACGUCGGACGAGACGGUGCUGUUCCGCUACUGCGCAGGCGCGUGUGAGGCGGCCCUGCGCAUCUACGACCUGGGCCUGCGGCGCCUGCGCCAGCGGAGGCGCGUGCGCAAGGAGCGGGUGCGCGCGCACCCGUGCUGCCGCCCGACGGCCUACGAGGACGAGGUCUCCUUCCUGGACGUGCACAGCCGCUACCACACGCUGCAAGAGCUGUCGGCGCGGGAGUGCGCGUGCGUGUGAAGCUACCUCACACCCCAGCCCUGGGCACUUGCCCGGGAGCCAUGCCGACCCUCGCGAGAACUGAAUUCACAUAAAG
Molecule: messenger RNA, 1021 nt
Organism: Chionomys nivalis (European snow vole)
Lineage: Eukaryota; Metazoa; Chordata; Mammalia; Rodentia; Cricetidae
Gene: Nrtn
Product: neurturin
Exons: 3
Coding region: 352-945 (197 amino acids)
Molecular function (GO): glial cell-derived neurotrophic factor receptor binding; growth factor activity; receptor tyrosine kinase binding
Source: RefSeq, a predicted model, not a curated record